Pedinophyceae sp. YPF-701 is the source of this 762-nucleotide messenger RNA. The record is from the annotation of a GenBank genome assembly. Lineage: Eukaryota; Viridiplantae; Chlorophyta; Pedinophyceae.
AUGCCCGUCACCGUGGGCGCGCCCGCGCUCCACUCGUCCGCCUCACGCUUCUCACAGGGCGCGGCGCCGGUGCGGCACCGUCAGGCCAAGCUGGCAGCGGGUGCAAGGCGGCGACAGCAGCUCGUGCGCAACCUCUUCACCGGCAUCGUGCAGGGCACGGCCGAGCUCGUCGACAUCAAGGACAGCCCCGGGCUGCGGACGGUGCGCGUCGCGCUUCCGCCCGCGCGCGCGGAAAACGUGCAGAUCGGCGCGUCGGUGGCCCUGAACGGCACGUGUCUGACCGUGACGGCGAUCGACGGGAACGUGUUGUCGUUCGACAUGAUCGAGGAGACGCUGCGCCGCACGAACCUCGGGGAGCUGCGGGAGGGCGGCGUGGUGAAUUUCGAGCGUUCUGCGCGCGUCGGGGACGAGAUCGGGGGCCACAACGUGUCCGGGCACGUCCACACCGUGGCCACGGUCAAGUCCGUCACUGAGACGGAGAACAACCAGCGCUGGGAGUUCGAGGUCGGCGACGCGGCGCGGUGGAUGAAGUACAUCUUUUCCAAGGGCUUCAUCUCCGUGAACGGGUGCUCGCUGACCGUGGGCGAGGUCACGGAGUCGACCUUCUCUGUGUACCUCAUUCCCGAGACCCUCCGCGUGACGACGUUCGGGGCCCUCCAGGAGGGCGCGCGAGUCAACAUCGAGAUCGACGCGAUGACGCAGUCGGUCGUGGACACCGUCGAGAUCGUCGUCAAGCGCACGAUGGAGGAGAAGGGCCUGUGA